This is a messenger RNA of Mauremys mutica (yellowpond turtle), 3287 nucleotides long. It is a transcript of the gene PDCD7, whose product is annotated as programmed cell death 7. The transcript has 5 exons. Lineage: Eukaryota; Metazoa; Chordata; Testudines; Geoemydidae. The coding region runs from base 11 to 1429 and encodes 472 amino acids. The record is from RefSeq and is a predicted model, not a curated record.
CGGGCCCCUCAUGUCUCAGCCGCCGCUGCCCUUCGCCGCCCGCUUUGCGGGGCCGCCGCCGCCGCCCCCCCAGUACCGCGGCUUCCCGCCCCCGGGGGGGCUGUUCGCGCCUUCCCCCGCCGGCGGCCCCUUCCCGGGAGCCCAGCCCCCGCCCCCCUUCCUGCCGCCCGAGCGGCCCCCGGGCCACCCCCUGCCGCUCCCCGCGGGCGGCCCCUACUUCCCCGGCCCCGGGGGAGGCUGCGGCCCGGCGCCCCUCGGCCGCGAGGCGGCCCCGCGGCUCCUGUACCCGCCCUGGCAGCCGGGCCCGCCGCCGCCGCCGCCGUGGGGCGAGGGCAGCGCCGAGCCGCGGGAGGCGGCCGAGGGCGGGGAGGAGGCGGCCCUGCGGCAGCGCGAUGAGCUCUGGCUGGCCCAGUUCCUGGCCCAGAGGCGGCCCCGGCCCCGCGGCUUCCCCCCGCCGCCGCCGCCGCCGGGCGCCCCGAGCCCCAGCCAGGCCCGGCAGCUGGCGGCGGGGGCCCUGCGGCCGGUGGCCCAGCUGGCGGGCCUGUGCCGCGCCCUGCGGCAGCAGGAGGCCGCCGGGGACGAGGCGGGCUGGGGCCAGGCCCACGGCCAGGCCCGCGCCCUGCUGAGCGAGCUGCGGGAGCAGCUGCGGCCCCUGCGGGAGCCCGGCUACCUGGGCGAGCUGCGGCGCAAGGCGGAGAAGGCGAGGAAGAGGCGGCUGCGCCUCCGCAAGAGGAGGCAGGAGGCCGAGGCGGCGCGGGAGGAGGAGGCGGCCAGGGCGGCGGAAAGGGAGGCCAGGAUCGACCGGUGGCGAGCCAAGUGCGUCCAGGAGGUGGAGGAGAAGAACCGGGAACGUGAACUUAAAGCCGCAGCAGACAGUGUCUUAUCUGAAGUAAGGAAAAAACAGGCAGACACAAAGAGAAUGGUGGACAUCCUGCGUGCUUUAGAAAAGCUUCGAAAACUGAGAAAAGAGGCAGCAGGAAGAAAAGGUGUUUGUCCUCCACCCUCAGCAGAUGAAGACUUUGAACAUCACAUAGAGAGGCUGAGGGCACUGAUCAGAAAACGCACUGAACUGUAUGAAGCUGAAGAGAGAGCAUUAAGAGUUAUGUUAGAAGGAGAACAGGAGGAAGAGAGGAAAAGAGAAAUGGAAAAGAAACAGAAGAAAGAAAGGGAAAAGCUUCUACAGCAAAAACGUGAUAUUGAUUCCAAGUUAUUUGGGGAUCCAGAUGAGUUUCCCCUUAAUCAUCUACUGCAACCCUUUAGACAAUAUUAUUUACAAGCUGAGCAUUCUGUUCCAGCCCUCAUCCAGAUAAGGCAUGAAUGGGAUCAGUAUCUGGUACCAGCUGAUCAUCCUGAAGGAAGCUGCAUCCCUCCAGGAUGGGUCCUUCCGACUCUCCCUACAAGUGACACCUGGGCCACUGCUGUUAGAUAAUUUAAUUAGUCAGUCUGAAGUGGUAGGUGCCCAGGGAAAAAAGAAAUAUACUGUAAAUAUGUGCGUGUGUAUAUAUAUAUAUUUUUCUUGAAAUCUACAUCACCACUUCAUAUUUUUUUUAAAUUGUAAAGCAUGUGGCAAGAUACUGGAAUUAGAAUUUCCUGUAGAAAAGCGAUAAGGGAAAAAUGUUUUCAACCUCCUGGAUCAACAGAUAAAUAUCCAAGUGUAAAAGAUGGUGUAAGCCAUGUUUGUUACUAAUGUUGUGGUGCUGUAGAGUUACAGUUCCGUUAUGGGCCUUUAUUUAACAAGUCUUUGGAUUUGAGGAAAUUUGUUUACAAUUUAAGUGCAUUGUAAGUGGGCUGAUACCUUUGCAGAGCAUGUGUGUGCAAUCAAAAUGCUCAUGUUGGACAUCUCUAGCAUGUAAGCUUUGAGUUCAGCAGUCAUCUUUGUUCCCUCUUAACUCUUCUGGUUGUAGAGAUAGUGAAUGACUAUCGCCAAAAGAGGUGAAUUUCAUAGAAAACUAAUGUUGAAACAAAUUCCUAUUCCAAAAGUAGUAUCAAAGUCAGUGAAUCUCGAUCUAACAUUUGACCCUGAAGUUCAAGAUCUCUUUUUAAAACACAAAACAAACAAACACAAAACAGCCGACCCACAUAAUUAUAUAAGUAUAGACAUUUCUAAGAGUCACUGUGGUCAACCUGAGUUCUAAUCUUGACUCUACCACUGGCUUGUUUUGUGGCCUUGGUAGUCAAUACACUCUUUUUGUCUAUUUAAGCAAACUGCAAAAUAGGAAUAAUUUCCUACCUCACAAGGAUUAAUGUAUAGUGAGUUUAAAAUGCUAAAUAUUACUUAUAUUGAUAUGCUGUUUAGCCAUUAUGCAUCAAACAUAGCUCAUAAAUUUAAGAUUCUUUUUCUAAAUAAAAAGCGCGAGCUCCACAGAUGGCCUUUCUUUCUUUCUUUCUUUCUUUCUUUCUUUCUGGCAGAUUAGUAGCCAGUUUUUGGGCAUUAUACAUGCAGUAAUGCACGCACCUUUAAAAAUCUAGAUCUUUUAUUGUCUCCUGUUCAAAAUCAGUUAUUUUUUCUUAAUGAAGGGCUUAGUGUUUUCAGUUUUGUUAUAAGAAUGAAAAGAUUUUUUCCCCUCAGGAUAGUCACAUAUUGCACUGUGUCCAAGAGACACUUUGCUUAUAAAACCUGAAAUUUUGUAUGUGCUAAAUCUCCUAUAGACUAGACAUUAGAGCUUAAUAUUCAUGUAAUACCUGUUCCAUUUACAUUGUAUUUGGGUGUGGUGCUAAUAGAAGUAUCUUGGCAAUCCAUAAUUGUACCAUCAGCAAUGCUGUGGUUUUUUUUUUAAUACAGUAAAAGUAAUAGUUUAAUUUAGAUGAUUUCUUUAUCUGGUCAAGACUACAUACAGUGGAGUCAGUGGGAAUUUUAAUUUAAGAAAAUGAACCACAAACACUAUUGAAGUUCUUUAUUAAUAAACACCAUAAAGAGAAUUCAUAAAUUAUGCCACACCAUCUUUAAAUCAUUGUGUAAUUCCUAGGUGUUGCAACAGAUUGAGGAUUAUAUUUUCAUUUAAAUGCAUUCACAACUCCCAUUAAAUCUAAAGUGAGUGGAGAAUUUCCUCCAUUGUACGGAAAACUGUUAACACUUAGAGGAGUUUGCAAUAUCUAGGCACGGAGGAUGUGAGCUAAGAGUGGCCGUCAGUAUUUAUUCUGAAUUUCCUUGCUUUUAUGGGUUUGUGACACUUUAUAUUAAUUCUUUGGUAUAUUUCUACUAAUGCUUCUGUAAAUAUCUUUUAAUUACAGUAUUGAAAUAUCGACUCAGUCUUGAAUGUAAAAGGACUAAAAGAGUGUAAAUCUAA